Molecule: messenger RNA, 1947 nt
Organism: Dufourea novaeangliae
Lineage: Eukaryota; Metazoa; Arthropoda; Insecta; Hymenoptera; Halictidae
Gene: mRpS30
Product: 28S ribosomal protein S30, mitochondrial
Exons: 4
Coding region: 238-1902 (554 amino acids)
Biological process (GO): translation
Cellular component (GO): mitochondrion; ribosome; mitochondrial large ribosomal subunit
Molecular function (GO): structural constituent of ribosome
Source: RefSeq, a predicted model, not a curated record
UUGCACACAGAUGCAUAUUUACGAAUGUUUACGCGAGUGAUGUAUAAAGUUGAUUCACGCAAUUAUAAGUUUCAAUCAUAAUUUUUAAUAAAUUCUUAUAUAAAACUAAACACAAGUGAUGUAAAUAGAAUAUAAUAGUUGUGGAAGGACCAAGCGUACUAUCAUCACGUUUUUGAUUAUAACCUUAACAGUGAAAACAAAUGUUCAUUUGAAUCCUUUUUUCAUAAAUUUUUAAUAAUGUUUACCAACAUACGAAAGCGUGUAUUUAAUUAUGCCGUCGUUGAUAUAAAAGGCACCAUACGGAAGUAUGCCAUACCAGUGAGUGCUAAAUCUAAUGAAACAGAAGGACCAAUUUAUUCGCCAAUAUUAGAUGUUUCUAACAGUGCUGUACGGAGAAGACAAAAGGAGGAAUGGCAUAAUAAAAUUAAAAAAUUAGAAACUGUGGAAGAAAAGCUGUUUGGUAUUAAUAUGCCACGUUAUUACGGAUGGCGAUGUUUACAUUUGACAGAAGAAUCCAUUCCAUAUAAUGCAUUACAUCACGCACAAUAUAUUACAAGAACUCAUGUUAUGAAUGAACAUAAAUUACCUGAUUUCUAUGAUAACUUAAUUAUAUCUGAACAAUUAGACGCUAUAGUCCAAAGCUUGAAAAAGCCCAUAGAGGAUGCUAUUAUUUUUGAACAUUGUAGCAGAUUGAGGAAACAUGAAAUAACAAAGACAAUAAAUAGUGAGAAGGAGAUGCACAAUCUUAUUGCUAAAUCAGUUGCUUAUCAAAUUAAUAGAAUAAUAUUAAGUACCCUAGCUUCGUUGUUUCCACAUUUAAUGGAAGUUGAAGUAGAUUUUGAACCAAGAAAAGAAGCAUUUUGGUUCAUAGGUGGUAUAGAUCCUCCCGAAAUACUAAGGAAAAUGAGAGCAGGUUCUAAAUUCACUAAAGAUAUAGUAGAUAAUCCAGUCGAUUUGCCAGUUCAGUAUUUUGGUUCUCCAAUAUUGCAAUUAAGGCACAGAAUUCCUUUGAAAGAAAUUAUUCCUUUAAGUGAAUUUGCAAAUAUAGAUUGCAAUAUUCCCAAAUUCAAGUUAGAUCCUAGAGUACUGGGGUAUAAAUUGUUGCAUUAUCAUGGCACCAAUAUACCUGGUUUCUGGCCUGGUGAUCCAGCAGAAUUUGGUUUAUUAUCUUAUCAGAAUUCUGCUCAUUUACUACACAGAAAUAAGGCUUAUAAUGAUGAGCAAGAUGCACUUACAGUGCAAGCUAUAUUUGCUUCUUACAGUUGGCUGUUGUCUCAGGCUUGUUAUCAAGGUUUUUCUACAUUCAAUGAUAUUACAUAUCCAUUAGUAACACAAACUGUUAUAACAGAUGGACAGUCAUUGUCAUUCUGUUCUUACCAACUGAAUACAACAUUAUUACAUUCAGAACAUGCAGAUGUGAAUCCUAUGUGUAAUGUAUGCUGGAUAACAGAACCCAAAAAACUGUUUGAUGCAGUGGAGAAUGAGAAAAUUCAUGGCUUCAACGAAGAUGUUUUAAAAACAUUGAUAAAAUUUUAUAUUAACAAGCCAGAAGAAAGGAUGGGAGUAAAUCUGAAGCCUUAUUUAGGAGAAUCUGUAAAACACAUUGCUGAUAUUCCGGAUGACGAGCGGAGAACUUGGCUAGAACAACAUUUCAAACAUCUUAUGUCUAACAGGCCGAGAAAUAUCCCACUGCCAGAAGUAGCUGAUUGGCAAUGGAUUUAUAAGAUUCAUCAUAAAACCCGACCCAUGGAUAAGAAACGCGAUCCAUGGGAGUUCGGUUUCAAGCCAUCGAAACGAAGACUCAACUUUCAUUCACCAGCUUAUAUACCAAGAUGUCUUAGAGAAAAUCCGAAAAAAAGACAUAUAGGGCGACGGGCGAAAACGUAUUAUCCUGACGCAUAAAUUAUCUAGUUGAUGUAAAAAUAAAAUAGUAAAAUACAGUUAGUU